AUGGUGGGAGCGCUGAUUAUUGAGGAUAUUCUAUUUGGAGAGAAAGCAAUUUUAGAGGAAAUAAAAAGCUUGAAGGGAUGUAAAUCUCCCGAUCCAGAUGAGAUUCCAGCAAAACUGCUCCAUAGACUUGCUAGAGAGCUGGCCAAACCGUUGUCAAUUAUGUGCCAGCAAUCGUUCGAUGCUGGAAGUCUUCCCUCAGAUUGGAAAACAGCCCACAUUACACCACUUCACAAAAGUGGCAUUCGUGCACUUGCGAACAGCUACAAACCCGUCAGCUUUACCUCCAUAUCCUGCAAGGUAAUGGAGAGAAUAACCAAAAAGGAAACCCUAAAUUUCUUUUCCUAUGCGCAAUAUGGUUUUCGUAAAGUUAGGUCGUGCGCUACAAACUUGCUUUAUACGAUGCCAAGCUGGACAAGGGCCAUCGAUGCAAAAGACACCGUAAAUGUGGCCUACGUUGAUUUUCCGAAAGCUUUCGACAGUGUUCCACACCAACGCCUUCUGCACGAGCUGAGAGUUAUGGACAUCGGAGAAAAACGUCUUACGUGGAUUGAGAAUUUCCUCGCUGGUCGUUUCCAAACUGUGUGUGCAGGACGACAGCGACCAAGGCCAACAGUUAUCAAGAGUGGAGCCCCUCAAGGUUUAGUGCUCUUUAAUUUGUUCGUUGACGAUUGUGUAUAG
Molecule: messenger RNA, 678 nt
Organism: Dibothriocephalus latus
Lineage: Eukaryota; Metazoa; Platyhelminthes; Cestoda; Diphyllobothriidea; Diphyllobothriidae
Source: the annotation of a GenBank genome assembly